CAGCUUCUGCUUGAAAGCGACAUACUUUCUCGAGGACUCAUUCGGCUACAAACCUCUCCUUAAGGCUCAUAUAUUGGUGUUUUUAAGGUUACAUCGCAAAAAUGGGUGAUAUCAACACUUGCCUCAAACGUACAUUCACCAUUUUCAACAUAAUCUUCGCGAUUGUUGGAGGCCUCAUCAUCUUUCUUGCAAUACUGGCCCAGAUCCUGACCAGUAUCCAUGGAGCAGAGAAUCUGGAAAACCGUACUUUCAGUCUGAUCCUGAUGUAUGUGGUGGGUGCCAUUACAAUGGUGAUUGCCAUUCUGGGAGCCUACGGAGCCCACAAGGAGAAAACAGGGCCUCUGAUCGCUUUCCUUGUCUGCAUGGUGAUUGGGAGUCUGAUAAUGCUUCGUUUUGGAAUCAAUACUGCAUUUGCACGGCCACAGCUGGAGCCUGUAUUGCAAGAAACAUUCCGCAGAUUUCUGCCUUUGGACCAGGCCCAGAGUAAAGUGCAGGAGAUGACUAAUGACAUGCAGAGUCAGAUCCAAUGCUGCGGGCUCUUCAGCUAUAAGGACUGGCGUGAUAACAUACCGGACACUUGCCUCUGCAACCAAGAGUAUGAGGAUAAUUGCAUGAAUAUUGGCUACAACGUUUUCACACCAAAAAAGUCAGUCUACAGCAGACCCUGCUUCCCCAUUCUGAUGCACUAUGUCCUAUUGGUCGCUGAUGUCCUGCUUGGUAUUGUCUUUACCCUAGCCGCUCUUGCAAUCCUGGGCCUGGGUUUGUCCUCUCUCAUGAUUCACCAGCUGAGACACCGCAACAGAGCCCCUAUGGUGGCAAAUCUACCUGCCAUCUUCAGCCCACAGCCUCCAAAAUAUCAGGAGCUUCAGAACCCUCCCAGCUAUCCAGGAUAUUAGCUUUGAUCUUCACCAAUGCCAGGCUCUUUUCUUGUACUUAUAAACCUGAAAAACCGGUUUAGGGAAAAAUGGCUCUGAAUCUCUCCUAUCUUACCUUUGUUUGAUGGGCACAGCCAGGUCUUUCAGUUAGCUGUCUGUAAGUUUCUGCAUUUGCACUGGGUUUUCAUAUUUCACAUUACAAUACUUACCAAAGGCUGCUCUCACUGAUUUUCCAAAGGGACACCUUAAAAUCUUUUGCCAUUAGUGUUAAUUAAAAGUGGGCGAUUCAACUAUUUUUGUGCCAUUGCAUACAUUAUUUUCUACUUUUAUAUUACUGCAGCAUUUUCAUUGUAUACAGUACAUCUUAUACUUUCUAGGGGAAGGUGAUUUGACUUUAUUGGUACUGUAAAACUAUUUCUAGUUGUUUGAGCCUGUACAAAUUGGUAUAGCAGAGGUAAUUAUUCAAAGGGAUGUUAUCUGUAUUGUUCAGUUUCAUGUAAAUAAAGAGAACUUUUUUGUCAUUGUCACUGUA
Boleophthalmus pectinirostris (great blue-spotted mudskipper) is the source of this 1407-nucleotide messenger RNA. Its product is annotated as tetraspanin-8-like. Lineage: Eukaryota; Metazoa; Chordata; Actinopteri; Gobiiformes; Gobiidae. The record is from RefSeq and is a predicted model, not a curated record. Gene Ontology annotation, cellular component: membrane. The transcript is spliced from 9 exons. Bases 102 to 896 code for a protein of 264 amino acids.